Colletotrichum graminicola M1.001 is the source of this 9675-nucleotide messenger RNA. RefSeq names its product fermentation associated protein. Gene Ontology annotation, biological process: fermentation. The transcript has 3 exons. Gene Ontology annotation, cellular component: membrane. The record is from RefSeq and is a predicted model, not a curated record. The coding region runs from base 1 to 9675 and encodes 3224 amino acids. Lineage: Eukaryota; Fungi; Ascomycota; Sordariomycetes; Glomerellales; Glomerellaceae.
AUGCCGGCCGACGGGGAACCCAACCCAACCCCGACGGAAACGCCGAAUUUCAAUGGCACCUUCCUAGCCUUCCUCAUUGUCUGCGGUGCUCUUGCCGUCUUCUUCCUCCUAUACUUCAACCGAGCCUUUGGGUCGCUAUUGUCAUGGGGCAUACGAACGUACACAUGGCAUCGUUACCGCGUCUACAUCGACAUACAGGCCCUUCAAGUGUCUCUGCUUGGUGGACGUAUAUUCUUCACGGGUUUGCGAUAUCACGGCAACAACGAAACGUUCCUUGUUCAGCAUGGCUAUGUUACAUGGCGCUACUGGCUGCGGCGGGUGCGGGAAGUGGACAUCAAGGCCUCGGCACAACAGCAAGCUGAGCAAGCGUCUGCGGCUACGAACGGGAGGCACUCGAACUUGCCCUGCCGUGUGACCAUGUCUUUGGUUGGGUUGGAAUGGUUCAUAUACAACAGAAGUCCGGCCUACGACAGCGUGUUGGCUGGGCUCAAGGAACCUACCGCAACUGCCGAUAAUGCGACGACGGGCUUUGAGUCAAAAGACGAUAAUGCUUCUCUAAGAAACCGAGGGCAGAGGGUCUCUGAAAAGUCAGAUCCGUCUCAAGACUCUUCGGCACAUGAAAAGGAGAGUUCUGGCGCCGCUCUGCUGUCAAGACUAGGAAAUACCCUCGGCCGCCGGGGAUCAUCGGCCAGCAAGCCGAGUACACCAUCUGAUGCACCAGAGGAGAGCGAUGACGCUGUCCAGUCAGACUCCGAUCUGCCAUUCCUUCUGCAGCUCUUCCCAAUCUUUGUGACGUGCCAGAAGGCGGCUGUGGUUAUGGGAAACGACAACACCAAGGCCAUCUUGAUUGUUAAGGCCGAUGGCCUGUCGGGGGAGAUAGAUGCCUCAAAGACGUCCACUCCCGAUCCAUACAGACAGAUUUUCAAGAUCAAGUUCCAGCAUCCGAUCGUAGAAAUGAGGGAGAACGAGGAAUUCAAAGAGGACCAGGCGACAAGGGCAAACCGCGAGAAAAUGGUUGCGCAGGAACCCAGCCCAACGUACAAAACCUCUUUUUUCCGACGACAACGACGCCGCGCACUUGGAACACUGCGAAACCUCGUACCAUACUGGAGGAAAUCUGUGGAAUCCUUCUCCUUAGGCUCGCGAAGUCCACUCACCACCGCCAUCUCACAAAUACCGGGGUCCAACCACUGGCAAGGUCUGGCGCGCUACUUGGACGAGGACGAGCAAGACUCAAGGCUACGGUGGGCAGGUGUUGAGUAUGCCGCCGAGUCCACCGUAGUGGACAGCCCGGAGGCAACACUGACCAUAUACUGGGAUGUUGUGGGCAAAGUGACAGCUGAAGCGGCUAGCAGUCGUUCUGACGAAAAUGCAGCGACGUACAUCAACGGCGACGAAGCUCCCGCAUGGGGCAUGAUUAUAGCUAUCAAGGGCGGUGUGGUAAACUACGGACCCUGGGCCGAUCGUCAGAGAGCGGACCUCCAGCGCGUCUUCGUUCCCAGCUUGUGCAAGGAUGCGGUUCCUGCGACCCCCUUGGCCGAGGGUGAAUAUCGAGUUCCUACUCAGUUUAAAUUGUUCGUCGAGUUAGAUGACGAGGUGACGCUUCGGAUACCCAUCCGAGAAGACUCCAAAAACUGGAAGUGGAAGGGCAAAGAGCCCCCUAUGAAGUCUCCGUCGCCUCCACAGAAGCGGAAGCAAAGGAACCGCGCAAAGAAGAACAGCAAGACCGACGCUGCGCCCAUCCGGCCGGGUGGCUGGCUUGAUCUGAUUGUACCCGGCAACGCCACGAUUUCCUUCACCAUGGAUAUGCUUGCUAGCACAACAGGAUACCAGAUGAAGCUUGAUGUCGACCUGCCUAGCACUGAACUCGCGACCAGCGUCAAUCAUGAGCUUCUCUGGCGCUCAGGACCACAACGCAUAUCUUGUGACCUUUCAAGUCCUCUCAAAUGGAACUCGCUAAGGUCAUGGUACUUCAAUGUCGUCUCCGAGGACAUGGAACUGUUCAUACUACGGGACCACGUUUUCCUCUUGAUAGACUUGGUCGAUGAUUGGGCCUCGGGACCACCAGCCGAGUAUCUGGUCUUCACGCCCUUCAGAUACUACCUCAACCUUGACUUACGCAACGUAACGCUGUACCUGAACGUCAAUGACGGAAACAUCAUCAACAAUCCUACUGAUCUUGAGGACAACGCCUACGUUGUGGCCAAAAGCCCGUCUCUCGUGGCAAACGUCUGCAUUCCGAUCGACAAGUUUCGCCCGAGCAUGAAUGCCGUAUCGUUUGCGCUUGGAGCCGAGAUCUUUUCUCUGUGGCUCCAUGUUCCACCUUGGAACACCCAGGGCACGUUUAUAACGUCAAAAGAGAUAGCACACGGCGAAAACUUCGAGGCCGACGGAAAGUACCAUUACAACGCAACGACGGCACCGUCUAACAUUGACAUCCUGGAGCUGAACCUCGGCCUUCAGUCGCCCACAGCUACGCUGUACGGAUUUAUUAUACGUUACGUUAUGAAACUGAAGGAUAACUAUCUUGGAGACGAUAUUCAUUUUAAAACACUCGAGGAGUACCAGGACCUUUUACGACUGAAAGAACGCAACCCUGAUGCGGAACUGGCCAAUCGCCCGCCACCCAAGAAAACCAACGACUUGGACGUGAUUCUAGGUGUCAAGAUCGAUGAUCUCCGUAUUCUGUUGCCUGCGAACUUGUAUUCCAGCCAGAGACACGUUCAGAUCGAAACAGCCGGCCUCUCUUUAGAUCUCCGAUUCACAAACUACUAUAUGGACUUGCAGGUCAACCUCAACCCUCUCAACCUUUCCCUCGGGAGCGCAGAGUCGGGCAUGGAAACACCUAUUAGUGCUGUGUCUAGCACGCAGUUAUUCAUUGACGGCUUGUCAAUAUUUGGCCAUCGUCUUUUUGGCCUUCCCCCAGCCGAGCCAACGUACCUUUGCAACUGGGAUAUUUCCGUGGGUACGAUUUCGGGAGAAUGCUCCACCGAUUUCUUAGCAGCCCUGAUGAGCGCAGGCAAGGCAUUUGCGUUCGAAUUUGACGAUGACGAGAACGCUUUGAUUCCGCUAUCGUCCAUCAUUGUAUACGACGUAACCUUCUUGCGGGUGGCUGUUGAGUCUGUUCGAGUUUGGUGUCAUGUAGACGAAGCAGCUUUUCUCUUCUCGACUGGUACACUUGAUGUCAAGUUCAACGACUGGGCGCGCACGCAUUACUCCAAACGAGCAGACAUCAUGCUUCCGGAUCUUCAGAUUUCGUGUGUCAACUCGGAAUCGGCUAUGAGGCAUAAAUGGAAAUCCCAGCAGGGCGUCGAAACUGACGCCUUCUUCCAAGCCUCUAUCCGUGUGGCAGUUAUUGGAAGAAAGUUACACUUUUCCGAAGAGCGCAAGUUGCAACAGGAGCUCAUCCGUCGCGAGGAUCAACGGACUGGGCGCACUGAAUUUCUGCUUCUGCCCGGGAUUCUGGAGGAGACGCUUCCGGAUCAGCUUGAUCCGCCUGCCCAGGGCUUUCCUCCAGUUCCUCAUCCAACUGUUUUUGAAGGUGCUGAGGGGGACCAACGAUCCUCCGACAAUCGAUCGACUUUCAGUCGCUCCCAACGCCUUCGUCACAAAAGUUCGUUCUUGUCCACGACCACUACCUCGAGCAGCAGCAGUGUGGUCAGGCCACGGAGUUCUGUGAGAUCGCGGGCUAAAUCCAGACAAUCGGACAUGCUGUACCCUGACAGCCCUGAAGCCAUGAAACGAGGAUUGCAACACCAGCGAGAUGUUUCUACGUCGACUGGUCGCCACUCCGCCUUUUAUAGUGCCAUUGGCGACUUCCGAGACGCCAGUCACCACUCGUCUGUGGCCUUUUCGAGCCAAUUCUAUACCCCGCCGUUUCCCCUCGAGAGCGUUCGGCCUGAUACCUCGGAAGCUGUCAUGCUAAGCAUCGAAGAGGGCGAUGCGCCCUCCGCCUUCAGCUUCCCAGGGUUUGGUCUCAACAACAUCGACCCUGAAUCUUUGGCUGAGGAUCGUGCGCAUAACAGCAUUAUCGUCGAGAUACCCACAGGCCUUACUGCGUUUCUAAAUCCUUCUGCAGUCAAGAAUGUAUCAUUACUGCUUGCUGCUCUACAACCCAGCGAACCAGAUAAUAUUCUUGACAGCCUGCAAAUUUCCUCCAUGACUGAUAUCUUUGACCAUCAGAAGAAGAAGACGGUUCCUGGUGAAAUUACCGACGUACUAUUCAGAGUCCCAAAAGCCAACAUCAGGUUCUUGAAUGCUUCCGCUGUCGACCGCCUCAAUCCUGGCGGACAGGAACAGGACCAGUAUGAUGUGACAGUGUCAAAGCUGUCGCUGUGUCUCCGAUCCACAGAUGCCUGGGAAAACCCAACGGAUCCGGUCAAGAGCAACAAGCGAACAUCGGUACUGCUGAAACUUGGUUCCGCCGACGUAUCGGCGUCGGAACGGCUCUCGGGUGCCAAGGAAAACCAGGCCGCGUUUAUGGCGCAGAUCGAGCGUGUCGUGGUGUCUUUGGGCUCGAAGGACGUUACCUACAUCGACGCGGAAAUCGGGAGCAUCAAGAGCAGCACCGCUUCAGAAAAGAUCGAAUACCUUGCGUCACUUAUCCACAGGAGCGGGGUUGUCGCUUCGGAGCUUGGGGAGACAUUAGAACAGACGAUAUCACGGCACGAGGACCGCGUCAAGCAUUUCGUGUUUAAGCUCAUGACAGAAGGGCAUCCGGUGGGCGACCCGUCCUUCUUGACAAGACCGUCGGCGGUCUUGAGAUCUGCCACAGAGCAUCUGCGGACCUUUGACUCAUGGAAGAUGGCCGCAAGACUUCGUCAGAUAUGGACGCACAUGCCGGUAAACUUCAAAGAUGAUCUGCAGCUCAGUUGCAUUUCUGGAUCAGCAACUCCGCCUUCCGACGCUUCCCAUCGUGUCAUUGAGGCUUUUCAACGAUGGCGUAGCUGGGACUUAUAUGAUGUGGCUGGUUCGUCCUUGAUCAAGAACGUUUUUGGGACAAUCAAUGUUGGCGGCAAAGCUGAAUCACCUGACCUUCCGAUCUUAGCGGCGCUUCGUUUGAAGGAAUUGCAGCUACUUUUAGAUCCGGGGCCCAAGGAAAAUAGGAUCGUCUUUGCCGACUUAACGACACGAAUGGAGAAGAAGACAGCGUCACAGCCUAGUGACAUCGAGACAAGGCCAAAGAGCAUCACCGUUUUGAACGUCUACUGUGGUGAGGCAGCCGUCAUGGUCAACUGGGAACUUUGCGAGCUUGCCGAAGACAUCCUCCGACUUUACAAUAAAUCCAGCCUCGCAAACAAAAACCAUGCAACGCCCAAGCAGGAGAAGGCUGCAGUCGACGAACCAAAACCACAGGACGCCUUCCAUGUUGUACUGGCAAUUGGACGAGGCUCAGUGGAGGUGGACACCAUCAACCUCAGCGCCACGUCUCUUGGCCACAACUUGAAGGUGUCUUGCCUACUUGAUGGAUACCAGAAAACUGGCUCAUCUAUCAACUUCAUCAUUAGCUGCGAUGCCGUGACAUCGCGACUUCACCACCGGUCUGAGUUAUUGGGGAUGUUUCAGCUCAAGGACCCAAGUAUCAUUGUUUCCCACGAGCUUCUCGAGACGGAGACAAAAUCAUGUCACACAAUCAAAUCAACAGCCAGCAGCCGCACUUUGACGCUAGUUGUUAAGCAGGAUCCUCUGUACCUGGUUGAAGUUGCUGAUUACUUGGUCAAAGAUGAAUUGGCGCAGAUCCGCAAGCUUCAGAGACAGUUGCCGGAGUCGCCAGCACCCCCUCGUAGGAACAGCGUCAAGAUUGCUGAACGGCUCUCAUCGUUCCGUGUCAAUGUCGCUAUGUUCCUAGAUGAGUACCGCAUCAGCGUGCCGUUGUUGCAAUCAAUGACCUACGACAUUUCGGGCGUUGUAGCGCGAGCAGCGGUAGCAGCCAAUUUUGGAAAGGAGCUCAUCUUCGACUUUGAUGUCAAGGAGAACUCCCACGAAAUCAGGAUGGAUGUCAGAAACCAGCCGCGCAGUAUAUCGCUCCUCCGAAUCCCGCCGACCAACGGCCGGAUAGUUAGUCACAUGUGCCCGGGGGAGCACUCAGUCUCCGUGUUCGGCUCCGUCGAGCUUAUGCAGCUGGACGCUUCCGCGGUGUACAGUCUGUUGACGGCUCUGAACCGACCACAAAUAUCAAGUGCCAUCAGCGAGCUGCAAGAGGGCACAAAGGCAAUUCAGGGUCACAUCAGCGACAUUUUCGGUGAAACGCCAGCCCCCAAGGAAGCACCGCCUCCAGCGCAGGUGUCAAACCUGGUCUAUACCGUCCAUCUCACUCUGGCUGGUAUUGAGGUCUUUGGGAAGACACCGCUUGUCUCAGAGAAGGACCCCACAGCAUGCCUCUCUUUCAAGCUUGAUAGAGUGCAUCUGGAAGUUGCUAACCGCCGCGAUGGAGAAGGGCCGAUUCUGGUACAGCCGCAGUUGCAUAUCAACCUGCGUCAAAUCUUGAUUGACGUGCAAAAGGGCAGGGAUAACGCCAUGCGAUCUUGCGGUAGCCUUGCUCUGGGCGCGCUCAUGUCGGCAAACACACGACACACGGAAGAUGGCAAGGAAGAGAGGUCCUUCAAUUUCAGAAGUGACGGACUGGAGAUUAACUUGUCGCCGGAAACCGUUUCGACAGUGGUUGCCGCCUUGGGAUACAUGGGUGACAAGAUCAAAGACCUCGACACGUCACGCGAGCUCGAAUACUUGCGCAAGAUCCGGCAAACAAGACCCCGCAUUGCCAUCAACGAUCAGGAGGAAGCGGAAGAGCCUGACAUCAUCGAUUCGUUCUUGUCGUCCAUUGUGUACCGUUUCGAAGUGCGCGAUACGCAGAUUGCUUGGCUCGUUGGUGAUCCUUCAGAUGACUUGCUGCCAUUAGCGAGCAGCAAGGAAGAUCUCAUCUUGUCGGUCCAGCUCGUCAGUUUUGGAACGCGCCAAACCAAGUCAGCCAGGCUUACCAUCGAAAACUUUCAACUCCAGAUGGUUCCUCCUGGCCAAGACAAGAGCUUUAGGUCUCUUCAUUCGGCCUUGCUCCCUGAGGUGAUCUUCAACAUCGCCUAUGUGUCCAAUCCAAACACCCGCAGCCUAGCGUUCCAAGCCGUUGGCAAAUCGCUGGAUCUGCGCUUAACAUCAGGCUUCAUAAUUCCAGCUGCUAUCCUGAAGGACUCCAUCAGCCUCUCGAUGCAGAACGUGCAACGAGCUUCUCAAAAUUGGAGCACUGGGAUUGCCCCUACUAAGACCGAAAAGGUUGACAUAAGCGAGGAGCCGACCGCGCCGCAACGAAGUAUACUUGGUACAAAACGUCUUGAGUCCCUACUAAUCGACGCAGACUUUUCGGGUGCCGUUGUUUAUGUCUCGGGUAAGAAACCAACAGAUGGGCUCCGUGGAAACCCCAGGACUGGUCGACCAUCUCUGGCAGGCAAAUACGGCCAGUUCAGCACGGAUGAUACCGGUAGCAGCACUGUUCUCAGAUCGCCAGGCCUAGCCUGGAAGCUCGAGUACCGAGACAACGGGCGCGAGGACCCUUCGCUGUACGGUGAGAUAAAGAUUGACGCGUCGAGUAAUAUUUUGUAUCCCUCUGUUGUGCCACUCAUCAUGGAUAUGACGGUCAGCGUCAAAGAAGUCGUAGGCAAGGAUAAGGAUACGCCAGCUCCUACGCAGACACCCGCUGCUGCGAAGGCCAAGCCUGGCAACGAGGAUAAUAUCCUUACGGCCGACCCAAAUGCCGUUAUUGGACGGUUGAAGCUAAACCUGGGGCUUCGGAUUUGCCGUCAGGAGUUCUCGUUGAGUUGCCAACCCAUCGCGCGUGUUGCGGCGACGACAUGUUUCGAGGACAUCUACUUCACUGUCAAUACAGUGCGCUCGCAAGAACAAGGCAAUUUCUUUUCCAUCUCCGGCGCUUUCUCCAAGCUGCAAGCGUCAGUUCAGCACGUUUAUUCCCGAGAGUCUACAGGAAGCUUCGACGUCGACUCGAUUGUGCUCUCAUUGAUGAAUAGCAAACACGUCAGCGGGACGAGCGGCGUGUCUGCCAUACUCAAGGUCAGCCCGAUGACCGUCUCGAUUAACGCCAAGCAACUCCAGGACUUUUUACUAUUCCGCGAAAUCUGGUAUCCAACUGAGCUACGGAACACGUCGACAGCCCCAGUCGCCAAGAUGAACGCCGAGACUUCACAAAGUCACCUGGUACAGAGAUAUCAGCAGGUCGCCGCAACAGCAGCAUUCCCGUGGACGGCCACCAUAUCCAUUACGUCUCUCGACGUCAGCGUAGACAUGGGCCAGGCGAUCGGCAAGUCAGUCUUCGCCAUCAAGGAAUUUUGGGUUUCAUCAAAGAAAACUUCAGACUGGGAGCAGAACCUGUGUCUUGGCUUCGAGAAGAUUGGUAUAGAUUGCACAGGCAGGUUGAGCGGCUUCAUUGCUCUUCAAAAGUUCCAGUUGCGAACCUCGAUCCAGUGGCCAGAGCGAGAGGCGGCGCUCAACGAGACACCCCUCAUACAGGCGUCCAUUGGAUUCAGCCAAUUCCGCGUAAAGGCAGCAUUCGACUACCAAGCCUUCCUCGUUGCCGAUAUCACGUCUCUCGAGCUCCUCAUGUACAACGUUCGCCGCAGCCUCGAGGGCACGGGGGAUCGGCUCGUUGCCAUCUUUGACGGAGACGCAGUUCAGGUCUUUGGCACUACAACAUCGGCAGCACAGGGCGUCGCGCUGUACCAAGCUUUCCAAAAGCUGAUACAGGAGAGGCGGGCCAACUUUGAGAUGUCGCUGCAGGAGAUCGAAAAGUUUAUGAGAAGAAGAUCGUAUCAGAACACUGCUACGUCUCCCCAUCUAACCACUACGCCAAAGUUCCGAGAGGAAGACACGCUGUCCAAGUCUCCAAUCUCACUGGAUACCGACGUUGUGGUUACGCUUAAGGCAUUGAACUUGGGCGUCUUUCCGAGCACAUUUUCCGAUCACCAGGUGUUCAAGAUGGAGGCGUUGGGGGCCGAGGCACGAUUCGCAGCCAGCAUUGAGCAGCGACGCGUUCACAGCAUCCUUGCACUUACCCUCGGACAGCUGCGAAUCGGCCUCGCCGGUGUCAGGAACAUUGAAGCGCCGAAAACGCUCAGUGAGAUAUCGGUAGAAGAUGUUGUCGAAAGGGCCACAGGCUCGCGAGGUGGAACCAUCCUCAAAGUACCCAAAGUUGGGGCGGUCAUGCAGACAUGGCAAACACCCAACCAAAACCGGAUCGAAUAUAUCUUCAAGAGCGCCUUUGAGGGCAAGGUUGAGGUGGGAUGGAACUACUCACGCAUCAGCUACAUCCGUGGGAUGUGGGCCAACCAUUCCAAGUCACUGGAGCAGACCUGGGGCAAAGAGCUCCCGCUCACAGCCAUCAAGGUUUCGGGAGUGCCGGACACGGAGGAGCAGCAGACGGGCGGGUCGUCGCAGCAAAAGAUCACGGCCGAGGUCACGGUGCCGCAGUCCAAGUAUGACUAUGUGGCGCUCGAACCGCCCAUCAUCGAAACGCCUCAGUUGAGGGACAUGGGCGAGGCGACGCCACCACUAGAGUGGAUUGGGCUUCACAGGGACCGACUGCCCAAUCUGACUCACCAGAUUGUCAUUGUAGCCUUGCUCGAGUUGGCCGGCGAGGUGGAGGAUGCCUACUCUAAAAUAUUGGGAUCAUAA